AUGCUCAUUUAUCUGCUUCCUGCUGAGCCUCAUCCGCGUCUUUAUCACGCCGUGAAUUUCUCAGACCCGUAUGAACGUGUCGCGCUCCCCACCGGCUGGGCGGCACAGUUGCACUCUAUUCAUGCUGACGAGCUUGACCCACCCACCGCCAUCCACGCUCUGGACAAGUCGAGCUGGUUGACCGCCGUGAUCGAGGAACUCGUAUUCGACCUCGUUUCUCUCACUGUCUCCUGCUCAUUCGUGAACGGGCCCACCAUCCAGUGGCCUAUGGACACCGACGACGCGUGUAUGCAUAUGCUCGCCGACGUACUUGCAGACCUGGCCCAGUCAAAAGUCGAGUCUGAUAGGGAACGCCUUACUGUUUCCCCCAAGGAAGAACCUGCUGCGCUUCCUCAACCGGUGUCCGUCAAGCCAGCGAAGCACAAGAAACAGCGUUCGAUCUUGUCUUCUCUCAUUUCGAGCUUCAACAAGCUCAGCCUCUCUUCCUCUCACGACGGUAUGCCUAGCUCGGUCUCCCCGUCCCGGCCAUCAUUUUUGCCACCCCCAUCGCCUCGUUUCCGCCCGUCGACUAUCUCAUGGAAGCCUACCGUGGCGUUUCUCCCACCGUCAAAGAAAAUGCCGUUACCGGCAGCACCAUCUCGCCCACUCUCGGCGCUGCUACAGGCGCGUGCGCGCUCUGCACUAGUGGACGCGUUCCGCCAGUUUGUGGUUCCGGUUCUUCGAGGGCGCUUUGACUUGCGGCCCGGAGGUUACUCGACGUGGGCCGCACGCGUUAUGCUGCGCCGUACAGAGGACCACAUGGCGUGGCUAGUGCAGGAGUCGGGAGGCGUGGUUCCGAAUAUCAUGGACACGAUGCCGCCUUUCAGCCGCAACGCUACUUCUUCUGGACUGUCCGGAUCGACACUUACCUCUAUCACCGACGCGUCGUUCUAUGUUGAUGACGACCUCGAGGGUGGCGGCGACCAGCAGUCCCUCACAGAUAGCGCAAGCACCGAAACAGAUGGGUCCUCCGUGCAUACACCUGUAGACUCCCCCUCUACACCGUUCGGUCACAUUUCCCGGUCAAACACGGACACUCAUCGGUCUGCCCAGUCUGUUCCUCGCUCACCGUCACCUCCAGAAUUCUCACCGGAGGACCUUGCGACAUAUACAUCGCUAUCCUCUCAAUGUGUGCGCCUCCGUCACAUGCUUUCACGUAUGGAGGCCACACGAAUGGAUGCAGAGCAGGACGAGCGCAGUUACCUUGCUGUCUUGGAGGUGAAGAGUCGUCGGCGGGCGUGGUCUAACAGAGAUUACUUGGGUGGGGCGGGUAUGGACGGGAUGGGUUUGGCCUUGCCAUUCCGGAGCUCGCCGCUCGCUCGGUGCGAUUCCGUCACGCCGGAUUGUCUUAUUAACCAUCUCGAAGUUACGACGGGCGACCACAACAUCUCGACACUGUUUCCGGUUAGCGAGGAGGACGAGGAGGAUGAGGAGGCGUCCAUUGGACUGGUGCCAGAUGCCGCACUAUGCGAUUUGGAAAGCGGACUGCUUCCGCCCUUGCAGCGUCCGUCCAUGCGUCCGAGGACGCGUAGCAUGCGCGCGCUCCACGCACUUGAAGCCGACAUGACCUUCAGCAUGGACGCGCCGACGCUUAUGAUUCCGUCUCCUUCGCCGCUCCUGCGCAAACCGACACCAAUGUCGGCGGCCCAAUCGUUACCGCCAUCGGCGCUGCUCUUCCAGCCACUGAAGAAGCCCAUGUUGGAGUCUCAGACGAAAUUCGAGCUGUUCGAUACCAUGGAGCACGAUGACGAGGACGCUGCUGCACCCGAGUUUACCCUUUCAAUGGACCUGCCUCCCCCGUAUGCGAGGAUCGGUGAUCAUGGUCAAGACGGAUGGAUAGGCGUUCAUGGCGUUGUUCGGUGA
Messenger RNA from Fibroporia radiculosa, 1902 nucleotides. RefSeq lists its product as uncharacterized. NCBI's taxonomy places the organism in Eukaryota, Fungi, Basidiomycota, Agaricomycetes, Polyporales, Fibroporiaceae. The transcript has a single exon. The record is from RefSeq and is a predicted model, not a curated record. The coding region runs from base 1 to 1902 and encodes 633 amino acids.